Messenger RNA from Fusarium subglutinans, 1926 nucleotides. RefSeq names its product transcriptional regulatory. The coding region runs from base 1 to 1926 and encodes 641 amino acids. Gene Ontology annotation, cellular component: nucleus. Gene Ontology annotation, molecular function: DNA-binding transcription factor activity, RNA polymerase II-specific; sequence-specific DNA binding; zinc ion binding. The transcript has 10 exons. The record is from RefSeq and is a predicted model, not a curated record. Gene Ontology annotation, biological process: positive regulation of transcription by RNA polymerase II; DNA-templated transcription. Lineage: Eukaryota; Fungi; Ascomycota; Sordariomycetes; Hypocreales; Nectriaceae.
AUGAACACGCAAUCUACGCCUCCACCGUUGGGGAAGCGCAACAAGACCGUCGCAUGUGUUCAAUGCCGAGAGCGAAAAGUUCGUUGCUCAGGAACGUGUCCCUGCGCGAAUUGUACGCGUCGCUCAACAGACUGUGUGUUUGAGCAGGAAGAUCGCAAGGUUGUCGUGUCAGAGAACUUGCUCAAUGCUUUGAAGCGAAAAGCAGAAGAUUGGGAUGAGGCGCAGAAACAAAAGAGGAACAAAAGCUCGGCGGAUACCAGCACAAAUGCAUUGGCUACUGAGCCUGACCAGAGAACGACUGUCGAUGAUGGCCUACCACAUAUGACUAAUCCUCUACUGACGCCCUCGUCCAAGUAUGUCGUAGACCAUCAAGGCAGGAAACGGUUUCUUGGUCCCUCUUCUACAUGGGCAUAUAGCCAUAAUGUGAUGGGCAUGAUCAGAGACUAUGUCGGUCAGGAAAUCUCCCCUGAAGUACCACUAAAUCAUGAUGGUGUUGCUUUUAACAUUGAGCUACCGAGUAUGAAGCAGACUGAUCUCGCUGUGAAUAUCGAAAGCCUGCCUUCUCUGAACUAUGCCCUUUAUCUCACCAACACGGUCAAGUUUCACAUCGUCCAAACUUACCACCUAUUUGACGAGCAAAAGUUCAUGCCAGCCCUUCAUUCACUAUACAGCGAUGGCCCACCGCCGGUGACCGCUGGAAACAGGAUGUGGUAUGUCCAGUACUUUCUCAUCAUGGCUCUGGGUAAAGGACUACUCACCCGUGGUAUGUCAAAAGCUGGCUCACCGGGGAGUGAGUACUUCAUGAAAGCCAUGGAGCUAUUCCCAGAUACCUACGGACUAUACAUAGAUCCAAUUCUGUCGAUCGAAGUAUGCUGCGGGCUUGCCUUGUAUCUCCAAUCUGUUGAUCACCGCAACAGCGCUUACGUCUACCUUGGAAUGGGUCUUCGUAUAGCACUCAGUCAAGGUCUACACCGUGACAUUGCCAAAGAAUCCUCUGACGACCCUGAAAUAAGGCGAUAUCGCAAUGCAUGGUGGACACUCUACAUCCUCGAUCGCAAAUUCUCAUCCUUAAUGGGCGCUCCAAGCUCUGUUCAGGAUAGUGAUAUUUCCGUGCCAAUCCCAGGAGAUCAGACAACCCCUCGAAGAUCAAGCUCACUUGAGAUGCACAUCAAGCUAUCAAGGCUCAAGACCAAAGUCCUCAACACUAUUUAUGGUAUGGAUGGGAAAUUAGAUGUCUCGUUCCCGAAAAACACAAUGUCUGUUUUGAGGGAACUUGCUGCACUCGGAGUUGAGCUAAACUCAGCGCCUGAUCUGAAGCUGGACAACCAAAGCCCACUAUCGCGCGUCUCUGCAACCCUGAACCUAUGCUAUCACCAGGAAAGUCACUGCAUCGUCCUUGCUACAAGGCCGCUUCUCAUCUGUAUUCUACGAGACAAGCUGGAAAUGAGCAGACAUGAUACCAAUGCCAACUGUGAGAUUGCCGAGCCUGUCAAGGCAUUGGUCAGGACCUGUUACGACUCGGCUCACAAAUCACUCCGCAUUCUGACUACACUCCAGUCACAGGACCUACUAGAGCUCUUUCUCCCCUUCGAUCUCGACCACGCAUUCUCGGCUGGAUUCGUCCUGGCACUUAUAUCCGCUAUCCAGCCCUUCCCAGAUGCAGCCAGCGAGUCUUCUUUUGAGUUAACCCGAAUUAUUCUUGACGCUCUGAUCGCUGGAGGAAAUCUCCCUGCGCAAUUUCGGCGCCAAGGACUUGAGCGCCUCCAUGAUAUGUUGCACCUCAUUGAACAGCGAGAUAUCAUGCCUCGGCUCCAAGACGAAGAAAUUGACCGCAUUCCUGUUCUUGGGGAGCAGGGUAUUUCGCCGAACGAAAUACUCAAUGUUGCCAGUUUACUAGAUGGACGGACAUACGAACUUUGGUGCUGA